Molecule: messenger RNA, 795 nt
Organism: Closterium sp. Yama58-4
Lineage: Eukaryota; Viridiplantae; Streptophyta; Zygnematophyceae; Desmidiales; Closteriaceae
Source: the annotation of a GenBank genome assembly
AUGAUUGGCGACUCGCCACGCUUCCUCAACCAGAUCGCAUGGAACUUGUUCCUCACUGGCGCAGCUGAUGUCAACAGCACCCCAGCUGAUGCCAGGAGCCCAGCUGACGUCAGCAGCACGGGAGAGUCAUCAUCUGAGGCUACUAGUGCACCAGGAGUGACUGGUGUUCCGGAAUUGACGGCUGUGAUUGACGAGGUGACGGGCUGCAGUGCAAUCUUCAUCCCUCUGAACAACGGCGAUAGAUUCUGGCAGGUGCGAUACGUUGACUAUGAUAUGGACCCCACACUCCAACACACCCCCUUUGCAGGCUUCGGCAGCAAGCAGGACGUUAAAGCCCGCCUCCUCCCUCUCAUCCAAGCUAACCUCCCUCACCACCCCCUCUGGAAACGAGCCUUCCAAGAAGCUUCCUCCACCGCGGAACAUCUCAUCUUUGAGCAUCGCCAGCUGGAUCGCCCGCUGCCCGCCGACUCCUGGAGCAACCCUGUGUGCGGUAACAGGGUUGUUCUUAUAGGGGAUGUGGCUCAUGCCAUGGAUACUGGGCCGGGGCAGGGGGCACUGACAGGGUUUGAAGAUGCUCACCAGCUGUCCCUGUGCUUGGGCGAGGCUCGGGAUACGGACUUGUUUGCUGAGCCUGCUGCUGUGGCUGCGGCGGUUUGGGAGGUUGAGGCUCGACGGACUGGGCGGUGCGUGAAGGUGCAUCGGCAUGCGACAGGGCUGAUUGGGUAUGGAGAGGAGGGGAUGGAGUUCACGAGCGGAGUGUGGAGGAUCAGACGAAAGCUACAGUUGAGUUCAUGA